AUGUCGGACUUCAACCUCGCCGUCAACAUCGACCCCGCAGUCCUCCCGAUAUUGAUCGAUGCGGGCUAUAAGCUCUGUAUUGCCAAGAAGGUCAACAAUCAGUACACUGUCGUCUGGCAAGGUAGCAAUAUCCUUCCUUUCAAUCAGUUCACCUGGUCGGCCAAGUAUCAAGUCUUCGGUCAAACCGCCACACUAGACAAGUACGGUGUCAUGCAUCCCGCUACCGGUACCGUCGACCAGAGCGGGAAGUUCACGGUCGAGAACCAGUUCGGACUCAUCAAUCUCGGUGUCAACUCCUACGUCAAUGGGACGUACUCCCCCUCGUAUGUAUCGGCCAACCCGGUCGUCGCUGGGCCAACAGUUCUCCAGCCGAUCGAGUCCGUCUUGGUGUGGUUUGAUACCCAAGCUACCACGGGAACCAUGAUCCUCAAUGCCUCGAGCCAGGCUAUCGAGGUUGACUUCACGAGCGUCCCUACCCACACACUGCUCUACCAGACGCCCAGUGGUGCUCCCGCCGGCAGGGGUGUCUGGUACCUCGACAGCGACCAGGCCGUAUUGCCGAUGACGUACCACGUGGCGUCCAACAGUUUCACAAUCCCCGAGCCGGACGAGGGUCAGCUCGCGCUCAUGACCGAGCUCUUGAACAGGCGCCCCCGGCUCCGCCCUGCGUUCACCACGUCCGUCGUUGCGGCGGCAGAGUACGAGUCCAAGGAAGAGGGGGCGAGGUUCAAGGACUAUCUCUCGGCGAGCAGGCCCGAAGGCUUCGCUCAGUGGGAGGUGUACAGGUCGGACCGCACCAUUUCGGUGAAGAUGGAGGUCGAGAUCGCAACCGACGAAGAGGCCUCCGUUCGCUCCGCCAUGGACAAGUACCUUAAGAUUCUGUACGCGUUUGACGGCACCAGGUACAAAACCCUCACCUCUACGGUGCACGGGCGUCCCGUUGAGCCCCUCCAAACUGACUAUCCCGUCCCUCCUGUCGAUGUACACCGGGGUAACGGGAAGCCUCCCUCGCCCGACACCAUCACCGCCACGGCGGUCGUCCGCUUCCACGACGACAAGAAGGCGAGCGCGUUCUCCGAGCAGCUGAACGACGCCACCUCGCCCGGCAUCAAGUUCGAGGCGACCGCGCGCGGGCCCGCCAUUACGAUCAAGUUCGAGGCGAAGGGCCCCAAGGAGGGUGCGCAGAAGCGCGUCCGCCAGGCGUACGACGCGGCCGUCGCUGCCUUUGGGUGCAUGCCGGGCGGCGCGGAGCCUGUCUACGUUGGGUCCAUCGUGUGGAUGAUUGCUCCGUUAAGGCCAUGA
Messenger RNA from Trametes versicolor FP-101664 SS1, 1302 nucleotides. RefSeq lists its product as uncharacterized. The transcript has 6 exons. The record is from RefSeq and is a predicted model, not a curated record. Lineage: Eukaryota; Fungi; Basidiomycota; Agaricomycetes; Polyporales; Polyporaceae. Bases 1 to 1302 code for a protein of 433 amino acids.